Durotheca rogersii is the source of this 1235-nucleotide messenger RNA. RefSeq lists its product as uncharacterized. The record is from RefSeq and is a predicted model, not a curated record. Bases 378 to 995 code for a protein of 205 amino acids. The transcript is spliced from 2 exons. Lineage: Eukaryota; Fungi; Ascomycota; Sordariomycetes; Xylariales; Xylariaceae.
AGGGGAUGUCGAAGCCGAGUCUUCGGGGUUGAUAUCGUCCCCCUCGUCGUAGUCUGCCUCCUCGUCAGAAGACCAGUCGUCCUCGUGUUCGUGUGACCCUCCUGGGCCGGAGUCCUCUUCUUCCAAGUAGCUGGCGUCGUCUGAGAUGGGGCCGCUGUGGUUGUAAUGGUGACUGGUACGUACGGUCUGCCUGCGACUGGGAGGACAUUGGUGACGAUAUGUUGCCCGAGUGCCCCUCGCCCACAACGAUCCACCCACAAAAAGCGGAGCAAAGGGAUGCUUGAAGGAUGAGGCGAUGGCCGACGUCCGUUCACCUGCUUCACUAGACGUAGGCGAAUUGAUUUCUUCGAGAUUUGUCGUCCGGUUUUGCGGCCUGGAUGCUGCCAACGGGAGAAGAGGGGGGGAUCUGCGCGUUUCUGAGACCGCCGUUAGUAAUUCCACGUCAGAUCGGGCUCCGUGUUUAUGCGCAGCGAGCGAAGAGCGAGAAUGGCAAAAGUGCAGGUAGGCCAAGAGGCGUAUGCGUGGGUGGUAGUAAAGAGGCGGUAUGGGGUGGUAUAGGUGGAGGUGUGCGAGAGAGGGAGAGGGAGAGGGAGAGAGAGUGGGUUGGGUGGGAGAAGAGGAUCCGCGAGGAAUUGGGAUGCUUUUGUAACAAGGCGAUCCACCAGCGAUUUUUUUUAUUUAUUUAUCCUUCCACCCCUGGUUUGGGGUGGUGCAAGGGCCGAGAGCGACUGGGGGAGGGGUGGAAUGGGAGGGGGGAUCCCGGUCUUCGAGUAAGACCUGGAUCAGUUGGAUUCACGUUGGGCGCGAAAGGAGAGAGACACAAGAGAACAACGCUGAGGGCGGAGGGGAGGGAGAGGGCCAGGAAUGGGAGCGGUGGGUUGAUUCAUUGGGCUGCAGUAAUCGCGAUACCCGCAAAGACGAUAUCGCCCAGAAUUGCAAGUGGCGUUGAAGGGAGCGAGCGGGGUGAUUUGCUAACGGGUUGCGAUAAUACGUAAAUGUGUAGGUAUGUAACUGCGUAUGGUAUGCAGCUGCACGCAAUAUGCAAAUAAGGCGGGCAAUCCCAUUGGGAGGUAACACUGGGUACAGCCAGACGCUGCCCAGCUUCGCAUCGCAAUCCGCAGGUUGACAGGACCACUUACCCUAUGAAAAUGGGACCGAGCGGGUUGUCGACGUCUCCCGGCGCCCUGCCGGCUUUAUUGUCCAACGUCAGGGUGUGCUGGGUAUUGUAGGCGUCU